GACUGAAGCACGUGAUGUUGAAAGCGUAGCGGGGCUAUAGUGUAGCUGGUGGUUUCCCAUAGCGACGGCUGGCGUAAUUAUCCCGCUUUGCAUCGAAACUAAAUCCCCGAGACCCACUUGGCGCGGCCCGUGGGUUUGCUGUAGUGUCGCCCUCCGGCACCGAGGGGGUGUAGCCUGGAAGGGGCCAUACUGGAAGCGGGGCGAAGGGCAGCAGCUCUUGCCGAGGACGCAUCAUUCCUGCGCACGGCCACUUGUGACGAUGGCGACCGGCGAGAUUGAAGAAAAGCGAACGGUGGAGCUCAGUGGCCAUGUUGGCUUUGACAGUCUACCAGACCAGCUGGUUAGCAAAUCAGUUGCACAGGGAUUCAGCUUCAACAUCCUCUGCGUGGGUGAGACAGGGAUAGGCAAGUCAACGCUGAUGAACACGCUUUUCAAUACAACUUUUGAAAACGAGGAGGCCAGCCACUAUGAGCAGGACGUAAAGCUACGUCCAGAGACCUAUGAGCUGCAAGAGAGCAAUGUCAACCUGAAGCUGACCGUUGUGCACACAGUGGGGUUUGGAGAUCAGAUCAACAAAGAAGAAAGCUUCAAACCCAUCAUUGAUUACAUUGAUAAACAGUUCGAGAGCUAUCUUGAAGAGGAACUGAAAAUAAAAAGGUCCCUGUGGAACUACCACGACAGCAGAAUCCACGUCUGCCUGUACUUUAUUGCCCCCAAUGGACGUUCCCUGAAGUCUCUUGAUCUUGUCACAAUGAAGAAACUGGACAGCAAGGUUAACAUCAUCCCGGUCAUUGCAAAGGCAGACUGCAUAUCAAGACACGACCUGGACAAACUUAAGGUCAAGAUUAUGAGUGAGCUGGUCAGCAAUGGAGUGCAGAUAUAUCAGUUCCCUACAGAGGACGAGGCUGUUGCAGAGAUCAACUCUUCCAUGAAUACUCUUCUCCCCUUUGCUGUGGUCGGGAGCUCAGAAGAUGUCAAAGUAGGGAAUAAGAUGGUAAAAGCAAGGCAGUACCCCUGGGGAUCAGUGCAGGUGGAAAAUGAAAUCCACUGUGAUUUUGUCCAAUUGAGGGAGAUGCUGCUUCGUGUUAACAUGGAGGAUCUCCGGGAGCAGACGCACACUCAUCACUAUGAGCUGUACCGUCGCUGUAAGCUGGAGGAGAUGGGCUUCAAGGACAAAGGCCCGGACAGCAAGCCGUUCAGCCUUCAGGAGACGUAUGAAACUAAGAGAAAGGAGUUCUACAUAGAGCUGCAGCACAACGAAGAAUCCAUGAGACAGAUGUUUGUUAACAAAGUCAAGGAGACGGAAGCAGAGCUGAAAGAAAAAGAAAAAGAGCUUCAUGAGCGGUUUGAGCAGCUCAAGCGCAUGCACCAAGAUGAAAAGAAAAAUCUGGAAGAGAAAAGAAGAGAACUGGAGGAAGAGAUGAAUGCCUUCAAUAGAAGAAAGGUGGCGGCUGAAACACUGAUGGGACAGGCCCUCCAAGGAUGCUCACAGCAGCCAUUCAAGAAGGACAAGGACAAGAAGAACUUCUUUAGCCUUCCAUCUGCGUGUUCCUUAACCUCUGGAAGGCAUUUGAAUUAGAGGACUUUCUUCCACAUCAAACCUAACAGACUAACAAGUGUUUAUUUUUUACAAUGUUUAAUAAAGAUUUUAUAGGGAUUAAACAACCAUGGAGUUGAGUAAAAGUCUUCCACGUGAACUAAACUACCCACUAAUCUUCUAAGCAGUGCUCUGUAGCAUGGUCUCUGCAUGAAUGUCAUUCCUGCAAGUAUUAAAACAUCUCUUUUGCCAGAACCUGUGUCGGUAGCAAAUGUGCUGUUUUUCUGCAUUUUCCAUGUCAUGCCUGUAGUUUUUGACUGAUGGUAACUAACACUGUGAAAUAUAUACUAACGUGCUAUUGCUGUCAAAGAUUGUAAAGAUUGUACUCAUAGUUAAUUAUAUAAUUAUUUAGAAGCACUUUAAAUCGUUUCUAGUACAAUAUGCUAAUCCUAUUUGAAAUAAAUUGUGCCCUGUCAUCAUAAUGUUUCUGACCUUUAAAUUACUUCUAAAAGGUGUAGAUAGAAGUAUUACAUAGUUUAAACAGCAAAUAACAAUAUAUUCUGUAAGUCUGGAUGUGUGUGAGUAUAUAUAUAUAUAUUUAUUUAUAUAUAUAUAUGUUCAGGACUGAAUUGUAUAACGUCAUUAAAUCUACAUGGUGGACCCAGUGAAGAUUUGUAAGUGCUAAUGUAAUAAAAUGU
This is a messenger RNA of Menidia menidia (Atlantic silverside), 2235 nucleotides long. Lineage: Eukaryota; Metazoa; Chordata; Actinopteri; Atheriniformes; Atherinopsidae. The record is from the annotation of a GenBank genome assembly.